Lathyrus oleraceus (garden pea) is the source of this 1137-nucleotide messenger RNA. RefSeq names its product protein TAPETUM DETERMINANT 1. The record is from RefSeq and is a predicted model, not a curated record. The coding region runs from base 384 to 923 and encodes 179 amino acids. NCBI's taxonomy places the organism in Eukaryota, Viridiplantae, Streptophyta, Magnoliopsida, Fabales, Fabaceae. Gene Ontology annotation, biological process: cell fate determination. The transcript has 4 exons.
AAUGUCUGUGAUUAACAUUGUCUGGCAUAUAUAGGGAAAAACCUAAUGGCAUGGUGUGUUUUUUACCUCAUAAAUGCGUUGGUCUUUUUUUGACGACUCACGUUGCACAGUUUUGUCACCCCUCUGCCAUUUUUGUCUCUUGAACUUGUUUUUUUAUUGACACCUAUUCGCCGCUCCUAUUUCUUCUUUCUUGUUCCCUUCACAAUCAAACUAGAAAUACAGUGGCACGAUUCUCGGUGAACAUGCAUUGAGCAAUGAAUUUUAUUUUUCUGCAUUGAUAGAGAUUUUAUCAAGAAACAAACCGUGAGUAGAUUUAUCUCUUUAAUCACUUCCUCUUCUUCUCUCUUUCUUCCAUGCUACUCUAACCUCUAUACUCACUUUUCAUGGAACCCAAACGCGUUAUCGUCAUCGUCACCGUCUUCCUACUAUUCUCCAUCGGAUUUCUUGCUACUCUUACUGGAUUUUGGGGUGGGGCUCGCUCUGGAACGUUGGUGUCCUUUUCAUUCUUGUUUGGAUCAGAGGAAGGAACAAACUACACACUCCUUCAUACUCCUCAUCGUAAACUUCUCCCUCGUCCUGGUACUGAGAAGGUGGAGCCAAACCGAAUAUGGGGUGAGAAAUGCACGAAAUCAGACAUUGUGAUCAAUCAAGGCUCAACAGCACCACUCCCGAGUGGAAUACCAACAUACACAGUAGAAAUCAUGAACAUGUGUGUAAGUGGAUGUGACAUCUCUGCUAUACACCUUCGAUGUGGGUGGUUCAGCUCAGCACGUCUGAUCAAUCCAAAGCUCUUCAAACGCCUCCGUUACAAUGACUGCCUUGUCAAUGAUGGCAGACCAUUAGUCAAUGGUGGCACUGUUUCUUUUCAGUAUGCUAAUACCUAUCUCUAUCCUCUCUCAGUUUCCUCUGUGGUAUGCGUUUGAAGGAGAUACUAGUACUAGUACAACUAUUAGUCAUUCUUUUGGAUUUGUAUAUACACAUUAUAGAGGUGGUAUUUUGAUUUUGAUUUUGUUUUUGUUUGGUCAUCACUUUGAUGGGAUGACACAAGAGGAAUAUUAUGCUUACAAUAUUUUUUGAUAGAUAGGAAACAUGUGGGGACUCAUGAGAAGAGGAUAUAAAGUUUUCCUUUUUGCUUUA